Molecule: messenger RNA, 1017 nt
Organism: Closterium sp. Naga37s-1
Lineage: Eukaryota; Viridiplantae; Streptophyta; Zygnematophyceae; Desmidiales; Closteriaceae
Source: the annotation of a GenBank genome assembly
AUGUUCGGAUACGAUAUUAACAAGAUAGGUUCCCCGGCUGGGGAAAUCAAGAUCCCCGAGGCGCAGGGUCUGGUGGUGGCGAUCGUGUAUCUGGUGGUAGCCGUCGUCUUCCAGUAUUUCCACUUCACGCCUGACUCGCCUUGGCUCGUGCAGUACAAUGCGGCCUUGGCCUGCAUCGGCUGCAUGGUGCUGCAGGGUUUCAUAGACGACGUGCUCGAGACACCCAGCCGUGUCAAAAUCAUAUUCCCCGCCAUCGCAUCGCUGCCUCUCCUCAUGGCCUAUUCCGGCCACACCACCAUUGUCAUUCCCAAGCCGCUGCGGCCGCUGCUGGCAGGGCUGGCUUGGUCAGGGGGGGAGGCAGCAGGGUCAGGGGGGGAGGCAGCAACGUGGGACCUUGGCGUGCUGUACAAGGUGUGCCUGGUGGUUCUCGUGGUCUUCUGCACCAACUCCAUCAACAUCCUUGCUGGAAUCAACGGGUUGGAGGCCGAGCAGACCGCUGUGAUCGCCGCUGCGGUACUGCUGUUCAACAUAUGGCAAAUUGGCGAGCUGCCGGGCUUUAAGUUGCCUCUGCAGCCGGACAUGCAGCAGGCCCACCUCUUCUCCAUCUACCUCAUCCUGCCGCUUCUUGCCUGCACGCUCGCCCUGCUGGUCUUUAACUGGUACCCCUCGCAGGUAUUUGUGGGUGACACAUUCACCUACUUUGCUGGAAUUACACUGGCAGUGGUCGGCAUUUUGGGACACUUCAGUGAGACUCUGCUGCUGCUGAUGCUCCCUCAGGUUAUCAAUGCAGUUUACUUCGUUCCCCAGCUACUCAAUAUUGUGCCGCGCCGAAGAUUCUGCCUGCCUGCCAAGUUCGACCCAGCCACCCAUCGUCUGACAGGCAGCAACGACCUCAAUCUGGUGAACCUCUUCUUGCGCCUCUUCGGCCCGUGCACCGAGGAACAGCUCUGCAUCCGCCUGCUGCUCUUCCAGGUCCUCUCUGCAAUUCUCUGCUUCACUGCCCGUCUAUUCCUUUAA